AUGGCGGACCAAGAUAUGUCUCCUCUACAUCCUAAAAAGCCCUGCCGUGCAUGUACGGAUUUCAAAUCAUGGAUGAAUCAAGGGAAAAGAAACAUAAGUGCUACGAGCAAUAGCAGAAACUCUUCUCAAAGCCAUGACUCAGCAUCUCAGGAUGAAUCCAACAUAGAAUGUCCACUUGAUAGGCAAGAACUUGGUCGAUCAACAUGGAAUUUUCUUCACACAAUGGCUGCUUAUUAUCCAGACAAUCCUUCGCAACAACAACAAAAUGACAUGGCCAGUUUUGUAAAAAUAUUUUCCAAAUUUUAUCCUUGUGAAGACUGUGCUUCACAUCUCAGAGAAAGGUUACAAACUCACCCUCCUGACACAAGUAACAGAUACAAUUUUUGUCAGUGGAUGUGCCAAAUGCACAAUGAAGUCAACAGGAGGCUUGGAAAAAAAGAAUUUGAUUGUUCAAAGGUUGAUGAGCGAUGGCUUGAUGGAUGGAAAGAUGGCUCAUGUGACUGAUCAACAUGUGAAGUAUGAUAACAUGAUUUUUCAGUAGUGUCUAAAAACUUAAAUACUGCAAAAAGAUGUAUAUAGAAAGUGAUUUAUGUAACAUAACCUCUGGACAGUGACCACUGUUAGGACAGGGGUGGCACUCUACCCAGAUGUAAAACCAAACUAAUCAAAUACCAGUGAUCUUAGUUAAGAUGAUAACACAACAACUUGUUGUUUGUUUUGCCGGUAUGGUAUCCAAUAAGCUGUUACUAGAUGUCUUUUAAAUAAAUAAUUAAAUAAUUAAAUAAAUCAUGUGUUUACUGGUUGAUCCAGUAAAAUUUGGGCAGAAAUAAUGCAGGAGAAAAAGGAACUACAAUAAGAAAGAUAGAGGAGAGACAAUUUUUUAACCCUAGAAAAUAAAAUAUUUAAUUGGUGCCUCUGGUGUUUAAAGUCAGGGCAGGAAACUUUCUUUUCAAUUCACUUGUCCCUUCGGACAAAUACAGUUUGUAUUUUACUUGUCCAGACCACAAAAUUACUUGUCCCAAAAAAUUGGCAACAGCAAUUUAGGGUUUCAAAAAUCCUUUUUCUAUUUCAACCAUGUCCCAGUUAAGUGAAAAGCUAAAUAGUCAAUAAAAACAUUCAACACAACAAAUUGCAUAAAGGUAUAUUCUUUUGAUACAUCUGUCGGUGUAUGUCAAUGUGUUCAUUCUACAUCUGACUCAUCUUCAGAAAUUUAGGGAAGUGGUGGUAGAAUUUCUUCUUCUUCUUCUUCAGGUUCUAGUCUUUUGCCACUAGCAGUAGGAUUUGUUCCCUUUUAUAUACUUACCUUCAGUAAGAACUGAGACCUCCAAGAAAAGUUUUUAUUAUAAUGGCUCAGUUGUGUAUAAUAAUUAUUUAUUAAAUAAGAAUCAGUUUUAAUUGUUAUACUGUACUAUUUUUAACUUAGUUACUUAGUUUCUUAUUAUUUAUUUUUAGAACUUUUUGUUAGUUUUUAAUUUAGGGCUCCUAUUGAUAACAGAUAUACCUUUAAGUAUUCUGAAGGGAUUACCCUAGUUAAAUAAAGGUUUACUA
Stylophora pistillata is the source of this 1548-nucleotide messenger RNA. Its product is annotated as FAD-linked sulfhydryl oxidase ALR. The record is from RefSeq and is a predicted model, not a curated record. NCBI's taxonomy places the organism in Eukaryota, Metazoa, Cnidaria, Anthozoa, Scleractinia, Pocilloporidae. Gene Ontology annotation, cellular component: mitochondrion. Gene Ontology annotation, molecular function: flavin-dependent sulfhydryl oxidase activity; flavin adenine dinucleotide binding.